Messenger RNA from Vigna angularis (adzuki bean), 1095 nucleotides. RefSeq lists its product as uncharacterized. The record is from RefSeq and is a predicted model, not a curated record. Gene Ontology annotation, molecular function: zinc ion binding; nucleic acid binding. The coding region runs from base 1 to 1095 and encodes 364 amino acids. The transcript has 2 exons. Lineage: Eukaryota; Viridiplantae; Streptophyta; Magnoliopsida; Fabales; Fabaceae.
AUGCGUGUAAAGAGCAUCAUGUCUAGGAGAACUGAGAAUGGAAACUCUCACAAUGUGACUGAGAGAAUCGAAGGAGUUGUUGGUGCUAUCGAGAGGGUGGUUGACAUCCUACACCACAAUGCUACGACUGGGCCGAGAGACCAACCCGGUCUGACCCAUUUUAUGCGCCACAAUCCCUCUAAGUUUGAUGGGAGCGUCACCCCUGACGAAGCAGAGUACUGGAUCCGUGAAAUCGAGAAAGUCUUCGAAGCAAUCUCUUGCCCAGAAGAUAAGAAGGUGAUUUUUGCAGCCUUUCUACUGACUGGAGAGGCUGAAUACUGCUGGAGCGGGGUUAAACGACUGAUGGAGACCAACGGGGAAGUCCCUACCUGGGAUAGUUUCAAACUCCAAUUUUUCAAACUCCAAUUUCUGGAGAAAUACUUUCCUAGAAGCGCAAAGUUCGCAAAAGAGAUUGAAUUUCUGAGUCUACGCCAAAGACUGAUGUCUGUGCACGAGUACGUGGUGAAAUUUGAUCAACUUUCGAGGUACUAUUCACAGCCCCUCCCAGAAGAAUGGAAGUGUCAAAAGUUUGAAGAAGGCCUAAGACAUGAGCUGAAGAAAGCCGUUGUACCAUUGAAUAUUCGACAUUUCUUGACUAUGGUGGAAACCGCUAAGAGGGUGGAGAGGCUGGAGACAGAUCCAGAGAGGAUUAUUAGACCUCAUAGAGGAAGCUCAUCCGGGACUAAAUUUCAAAAGAAGCCCUAUAAUCGACCACAUAGGCCGCAACAAGGACCAAUGAAGUGUUUUAAUUGUGGAGGAGCGCAUUUCAAGCGUGAUUGUCCUCAGCUCAGGGGAACAAAACCAUUUGUAAGGAGAUGCUUCAUUUGCAAUGAAUCGGGACAUUAUACUAACAUGUGUCCCAACAGGAUGACGAAUAGUGGACCGAAGCCACAAGUCUUAACAGGAGCGAAGCCUCAAGCUACAGGGAGAGUGUUUGCUAUGACAGGAGAAGAGGCUACUCAGUCAGGUGAGAGUGAACUGCUUAGGAAAGAUAAGGAGUAUGUGGGGUGUAAGUGGGAAGAGUUGGGUGUGUUAAAGUAUGAGUGCAAGGGAUGA